Messenger RNA from Laetiporus sulphureus 93-53, 750 nucleotides. RefSeq lists its product as uncharacterized. The transcript is spliced from 4 exons. Bases 1 to 750 code for a protein of 249 amino acids. Lineage: Eukaryota; Fungi; Basidiomycota; Agaricomycetes; Polyporales; Laetiporaceae. The record is from RefSeq and is a predicted model, not a curated record. Gene Ontology annotation, molecular function: catalytic activity.
AUGAACAAGACGCAGUUUUACUUGUCCCAGUGUGCCGAGGCGGCUUCGAAGAGCCCUAUGUGCUUCACCCUUGGAGCAGUCAUGGUCAAAGGCGGGAAAGUCAUCUCGUCGGGGUACAACCAUCACCGACCGCACUAUGACGGCUCUGAGGUUCGGACGCAAGGGCAUCGCAAGCCUGUCUCGAUGCAUGCGGAGAUGCACGCGAUCUUCAACUUGACGGGCAUGUCUCCAUCGUUUAAGAAGCAGGUUCAAGGGAUGGAACGGCGGGUUCCACAGGCUACAAGAGGGCCGCAACCAGAACAUCGAACAAAAGGUCAACAGCGUCAGCAUAACCGCUCGCGCAGGGGCAAAGGCAAGGGAAAGGGUCGCCCCGAGAGCGCCGCCCUCAGUCCGGGGCGCAGCGGCGGCGGUAGUAGUGGCGAGAGUAGCGAGAGCGAGCGCUCCAAGGCAUGCUUUCACGAGCACGGUGCGCGCGGUAGGGAAGCGGACAAGGGAUGGGAUGCCAGGAGGCGGGACCCGCGAGUGAAUGGUGCGGAUAUAUACGUGGCUCGCUUCACGAAGAACGGGAUGGGCAGUGCGAAUCCUUGCUGGCGUUGCCUGGAGUGGUGCAGGUGGGCGGGGGUAAAGCGGAUAUUUCAUUGGAACGACAAGGAAGGCAGGUUUGACGUGAUAAAGGUGAACAGUGCGCAGGGUAGUGUUAUAUAUGAGACACAUGCCGAUUUUCGUCUCUCCGGUGGUCUGGGAUGGUGA